GGGAGCGUAGGAGGCUGAGACGGCAGCGGCGGGGGGGGGGUUGUACCCAGGUCCCAAGGCAAAGGCGCUUCCCAGCUGGUCCCUGCAGGGUUCCGAGUCGGUCUGGGGAACCCCUCUGCUCACUCCCCUUUACCAAUCCGCAGUGGGGCCGUUGCAUUGUUUUGGUGGGGGUAGGAAAGGGGCUCAGCUAAGGGGGAGCUGCUGCCUGGCCUGUGAGCAUUACAGAUAAAGCAGCUAUGCCUGUUCAGGUCAUUGAUGGCGCACCCGAAACUCUACUACCAAGCCACCUGCAGAAAGUGGAUUUAAAAUACCUACAAUGGGGUUGUGAUCAGGCCAACAAAUACUUUCAGGGAACAGUUAUUCUCUCCUACCCUUUAACUAAACUUGUAAAUGGAACAGAAUUUUUCAAGAUUGUACUUCAAGAGUCAGAGAAUUCAUGUUCAAAGACCAGCACCAUCAAUGUUUUAUUCUUUGGAAGGUUGGCAGACGAUUGUGGGAAAGUUGUACAUCAAGGGGACACCAUGGUUGUAGCUGGAUUUAAUGUGGCUAAGUCACCUUCUGCAAAUGAAGAUGACCGACACUGCUGUCAUCUGGAGGUAUCUGAAGAUGCAGGAUCAGCCGUUUAUAUAUAUACUAAGCCAAGUACAGUCACUGCUUCAGAAACAGCAUCCAUGCCUGUUGCACCAAAAUACACAUACACUCCUCUGAAUCAUCUUAAAGGCGGAACUAUAGUCAACUUGUAUGGUGCUGUGAAAUUCUUCAAGCCCCCAUAUGUAAGCAAAGGAACGGAUUAUUGUUCAGUUGUAACAAUUGUGGACCAAUCAAAUGUGAAAUUAACAUGCACACUUUUUAAUGGAAAUCUAGAUGCCCUUCCAAAAAUCUACAAAAUUGGAGAUAUUGUUCGAUUUCAUAGAAUAAAGAUCAGGGAAUACAAUAAACAGAUGCAGGGGAUUACUGGUAUUGGCUUUGCAUCGUUGACAUUUGAUGGAACCGUAGGAGCACCGAUAGUGCCUCGAACCUCUAGUAAAUCGUACUCUUUCACAGAAGAAGAACAGAAAACAAUAGAAGAACUACGUACGUGGGCAGCUAGUAAUCUUUCAGUCUGUGGGCCAACAGCAAAAUUGUCUGGUAUCCAGCCAAUGCUGUUUUUUGACCUUACUUGCCAACUUGUAGGGAAAGCAGAAGUGGAUGGAUCUUCCUUUCUUCUCAAGGUAUGGGAUGGUACAAAAUGUCCCCACCCGUCUUGGAAGGUUCUUGUGGAAGAAAGUGACCUUGAAGGAGAUAAAGUUCUCAUCCAUCGGCUGAGAAAUCUGAUUGUAGACAUUCUAGUUUACGAUAACCAUGUGAAACUGGCAAAAUCACUGAAGGUUGGAAGCUUUCUGAGAAUUUACAGUCUGCAUACAAAACAAGCCAGUGCUGAGAACCAGCCUGAUGUUUCCUAUGUAGAAUUUCAUCUUCAUGGUGGCACCUGUUAUGGUCGAGGAAUUAGGGUCUUGCCAGAAAAUAAUCCAGAUGUCAAAGAACUAAAAGCAUUCAUGGAUUCUGUGAAUCUCACAGAGUCUCAAAAUGUGGAGAGCAUGUCUUCAAUGGAAUUGGAUGGCAUUUUUGGCAAUCUAUCAUUAUUUGGGAGAUACAAGAUACAUAUGGACCUAUUAGACCAGAAAACAAUAUUCACUUAUUCUUCUAUCUCACAGCAGAAGUUUGUCAUGCAAAUGGAUGUUUGUCAUAAUGCAUGGCAAGAAGUUCCAGAUGGAGAUGAUUUUGACUUAAUAUUAAGAGACUGUGCAGCUUCAGCUCCAAAUCCAGAAGUACAUAAUUCAUUGUGGUAUGAUUGUGAAGUGUGGGAUACAGAAAAUCAGGGGCAAAGAAAAAUAGCUGUUCAUUUUGUAAAACAUGAUGAGCUGCUUCAAGAGCCAGAAGAUACUUUGAUUAUGGUACAAGGGGGGACGCUAAAAGAAAUCAGAAAACUUUCAAGAAGAUUUAAAUGUAUUAUACCUGUGAGAUCAACGAAAGAAGAUCUUGAGUUACUAGACCUUUCAGCUCCCUUCCUUUUGCAAGGGAAAAUAUGGCAUUAUGGGUGCAAACAGUGUUCGAAUCAGAAGACUAUCCAGAGUCUCAGUUCCCUUGCAGAAGAAGAACCAUCGUGGGAGCCAACUGAAAUAGCACGAGUUUUAGGUAUUGAGCCACUCCAGUAUGUCUUUGUUAUGAAGUUUACACUUGAUGAUGGCACAGGAGCACUGGAUGCAUACCUCUUUGACUAUGAAAAGUUUUUCCAGAUUCCUGCCUCCGAAGUCCUUACCAGUAGUCUUCUUCAGGAGAAGAUGGAAAUGAUCAUGAAUAUACUUUGUCCUUCAGGAACAAAACUAGAUGACUUGCCAUGGUUGGAAUGCUUCAUCAGGUCUUAUAAUGUCAAAGAUGGAAUGGAACAGCAAGUUUGCUAUCAAAUUUUUGACACUAUGGUUGCUGAAGACGUUAUCUAGUGAUAUGUAUUGCAAUUUAAGAGACAUGCAAUUUAUCGACAUUAUCGAUUACAAAAAAGUUUUGAAGCUAUAAACACCAUACAAGGUUUUGUAUAACAUUUAGUGUAUCAUGUUCUGUCUUGAGAAAUAUUAAUCAGGAAAACAAAUGCCUUUUUCUGCAUCUCACUUGUGCAUGAAGGUUUUAGCUCUUCUGUUCUUGAAUUAAAAUGAAUUGGACAUAUGCUAAGAGGUAUUUAUUACUUGCUCUGGGCCCAACCCAAUGAGUCAAGUGGCAGGUAAGGUGCUCAGCACUUCAUGGGAUUGGUCACUGCGUGGUUGAGACUGUUAAAAGUGGUUUAAUAUCCAAACAUUCCAAGCUAUUACACAAUUGAAAAUUAUCAAUAAUGUUACUAAAUUCUGCUGUGACCCACAGAGUCAAAUUUAAAGGGACAUUGUAAAAUGUAAACAUGUUUUGUAAUGUAUGAAGAACAGUCAGCAUGAUUAUGCUUUGUUUAUUUAUCUAUUUUAAUACAAAAGAGUAAGUGAUUUGAGAACAGCUGUGGAAACAGGGCUCUUCCAUUAAAUUGUAUUCCCUCACUUUAUUCUGUACAAAUCUAUUUUAGGGUUCUGAAAAACCAUGGGUUUUUUCCUUACUUUAAUUUCUCAUUGAUAUGUAGAUUGUAGCGAGCUCUUCCUGCAGUCCUUAUGUGUGCAAGUAGUGUAAUUGACCUCAGUGGAGCUAUUUGCAUGAGUUAGAAUUACUCAUCUGGUUAAGAAUCAUAAAGUCAGUCCAUAAAAGCAGGGAUAUUUAAAAUAUUAAAAUGAAUACUAAUAUUUAUUAGAUUAUAAGGAUGGUAAAGUCAGACAUAUUUGGGGCCAUAUCUGACAUUGCUGCUCCUUUAAAUUGUAUGUGUAUUUGCAGAGGUUCUUGCACAUAGUUUGGCUAAAUUUAGUGUCCGAUUAUACUGUCUCGAUUGCUUUUCUCUUUUGUAUAAUUGGAUUGGAUGGCUAAAUUUAGAGACAGCAUUUUCAGGCCAACAAGUGACUAGUUGGCUACCACAGUGGAAAAAAAUUGCGUGCUUUUACCUUGCAUUCUAAAAUAUUUACCCCAAAUUCAGAAUAAUUUUCUAGAGAAUAAUUUAAAUGUAAAAAUUCUUGUUAGGGGACUAUGCUUCUUGUCAUCAAAGGAAAAAAUCACAUAACAUUGCACGGAAUAUUUUUUUUAAAUAGUGCUCAUAGUUGACUAGUACUUUGAUACUAAAUACAAAUGAUUUUACAGUGUUCUAAGAGAUGAUUAGUAGAAUAAGCGAUUAUAUCCACUUACAGUUUCAUCCAAAUGUCAGUAGAUUUUGUGGGGUACUUUAAAAAUCACUCUGGGCCAUAGAAACAAUGAGCUAUGACCCUAGAAGUUUAUCAAUUAUCAUGUGGGUAGAAGGUGCGUUAACAUUGGAAGCCGAUGGUUCACUUUCAAGGAGAGGAGAAACUGUCAGCCUCAUUGAAUGGGACCAUCAACUUGCCAAGCAAGGAACAACACUGGCAUUAGUUCUGAAAGCAGCUGCUUACCUACCCCUGGCCUGAUGAGAGAUACUGAUAAAUGAAUUAUUUUUAAGACUUGAACACCUACGUGGGUGUCCAAAUAAUUUCAGUGGAAUUUAACUCCUGAAGCGCUCAUCCAUAAGAAAUAUACAAGGGUUUGUUUGCUAUGUAAUGGGUAGUUUAAUCACAAAAACUAUAGAGCCUGUAUUUCUGGUUGUGUUACAUGACAUCACAAACCAUAUUAUGCACUGCCAAUCAUUAGUAGAAAGUAUGUGUUAAAUUGUAAAUGUUUUUUAAUGUAAAUAAAAAGUCAUGUUCCUGUACAUCAUUGCAGAUAUCUAUUUUAAAGUAAACCUUUUGAAAAGUAAUAGAUCAGAAUAUAUAAGGCUCACACUUCAGUGUAAAUUUGUUUUCACCAUCUCUAAUGUUUUUGAUUUGUGGCAGAACAUUUUCAAGUCAUUUUAUGAUUGUAGAUAUGGCACUUGAAGUUGUCUGGCUAUUGAAUAUUGUAAAUAUUUAGCUGAUUAAUGAACAUGAUUUAAAAUAAUGAGCUCUUUGCUCACACUUAACUUUUGGAUAGCUAUUUACAAAACCUCUCUGCUGCCAAUGGCCUUUAUCCAGCAGAGCACAUUCUUAGAUAAGUUUGUUGAAUUGGAACCUAAAUAGCUAAAUGUCUUACCAGAUGUAUUUUAUGAGAUUUUCAGUGCUCGUGGAAGAUGUUGAAUUUCUCAGAACCGAAGACCACGGUUCACAAAACUUGUCUCAAUGUUGACCUUCUGGAUCCUUCUUCAGGAGUGAUUGAGCUGUGUUUCAUCUCCAUGACUGUUUUAUUCCUUAAUGCUUAUGUGGAGACUGCCAACUUGGAAGCCAAUUGCGAUAGUAGCUUCUGUGAUGCAGGCAGUUUCCACUCUGAUCUGAAUUGAGAGCACAAACUCACUCCAACUUACUGUAGGCCACAGCUGUUACAGUAAUGACUUUCAUUCACUACUGACCUGGACCAGAUACCAUCUUCUGCAUAGAAGCAAGAAAUUUCAUCUCCCAUUUUCAGUCUCUUGGUCACAUUUCUCUAGUUUCAGAAACACAUUUUAAAAAUAAAUCAAAACUGCCUUUCUGAAUUGAGUGAAUGAGAUUGCUGAGAUCCAUCGGUGUUAUAGUAGUUAUCCAUAGAAUUAAUUUAUUACAGACGUUUAAAAAUGUUAAGUUUACAUUUGAUAUAAUUAAUGUUGGAAAAAUCAGAAUGCUUUGAAUGGUGAAUCUGAUAUCUGCGAUUUCUCAUGGAAUGCAGAAAAUUUCAUUUAACAUCCCCCACUUUCUCUCCACUCCUUCUGCCGCCCUUUCCUCCUUCCCCUCCCCCCCCCAACCCCCAAUAUUCAGUGCUUCACCAUUUAAAAAUUAAUUGCUUGCUUAUAAGGGAUCAUCAGUUCUCUGAUGCUCUCUUCAUGCUCAGAUCAAAAUAAAACAGCUAAUUUGAGACCACUCUUCCGUCAUAAAUUCAGGAUGUUCUCCAUAUGUUUAGUUUUCACUGUCUGUGAGGCAUAUUUUGGAAUCUGCUUUAAAUGUUCAUGGAUUUUUUUUUUGUUGCUACCUCUUCCACAUAGGUUUCCAUUUCUACUUUGGCUAAAAUUUGGCAAGAAUAACUUUUAUUAUGCCAACCAGUUUAUAAAACACAUGUUUUGAAGCCAUAAAGAGCUUUGUCUUUUGGUGUUAGCAAGUUUCCUGUUUGGCCAGUGUGGCGAGCUGAUCAGCACAGGUGACCAUGCAGAG
This is a messenger RNA of Terrapene triunguis (Three-toed box turtle), 5759 nucleotides long. It is a transcript of the gene POT1, whose product is annotated as protection of telomeres 1. Gene Ontology annotation, biological process: telomere capping; regulation of telomere maintenance via telomerase. The record is from RefSeq and is a predicted model, not a curated record. Bases 237 to 2480 code for a protein of 747 amino acids. NCBI's taxonomy places the organism in Eukaryota, Metazoa, Chordata, Testudines, Emydidae. Gene Ontology annotation, cellular component: nuclear telomere cap complex; chromosome, telomeric region. Gene Ontology annotation, molecular function: G-rich strand telomeric DNA binding; telomerase inhibitor activity. The transcript is spliced from 20 exons.